This is a messenger RNA of Lactuca sativa (garden lettuce), 573 nucleotides long. Lineage: Eukaryota; Viridiplantae; Streptophyta; Magnoliopsida; Asterales; Asteraceae. The record is from RefSeq and is a predicted model, not a curated record.
AUGAUCGUACCAUAUAAUGUUAUUGAUUCUCUCAUGGAAGUUGACUGGGUAAAAGCGAUGCAAGAUGAGCUGAAUGAGUUUGAACGUCAUCGAGUGUGGACUCUAGUUCCCAAGCCACAAGGAAAAACCAUCAUUGGUACCCGUUGGAUCUUUAGAAACAAUAUGGAUGAAGAUGGAAUCGUCAUUAGAAACAAUGAAAGACUUGUCACCCAAGGGUUUUGUCAAGUGGAAGGGUUAGACUAUGAUGAAACCUUUGCCCUUGUUGCUAGACUUGAAGCCAUUCUUCUGUUCCUUGCUUUUUCUUCAUUCAAGAACUUCAAAGUCUAUCAAAUGGACGUAAAAACUACGGUCUUACAUGGGGAUCUUCAAAAAGAAGUCUUUCUAAAGCAACCUCCAGGUUUGCAGGUUAAACAAUUAAUAGAUGGAAUAAUUGUUUUUCAAGCUAAAUGUCUUACAAACAUAUUGAAGAAGUUUUGCUUUUCUGAUAGCAAACCAACAAAGACUGCAAUGACUUCAUCAACAUUUAUCUUUGUUGAUCCAACUGACGCUGAUGUGAAUGGAACCCUGUAUUAA